AUCGAAAGUUUAAACCUUGACCAUCAUGACCUCCUCAUCCUCCACACCCCGUACCAUAACCCAGUCUUUGCUACGGCGAACGCAACAAGUCUAUGUUGAGAUACCUCCCUCUCCUUUUCAUACUUCUCGCCCUUCAGCGACCUCGCCAAACCCUCCCUUAUCACCGACCAGGAGCAAUAUGCCACAAGCGCCAGACGCGACAACAAGGAAACGAAAGUUAUCGAACGCUCAGUUACCGAAUACAAAGAAGCAAAAACUGGAACUGAAGUCUCGUCCCCAAAAAGAAAACGCGUUAGGUCCUGCGAAUGAAUGCACAACAACCAGUCAAGGAACGGCCACAUAUUGCCACCAAUGCGGGAAGAAAAGAGAAUUUUCCGAACUCGUUUUCUGUACUGCUACACACACACUUGUCAAAUCGGGCAAGGAGCGACGUUGCGCAGCUAAAUAUUGCCUCCCAUGCAUCAGGAACCGUUAUUCACAAGACUUUGAGAGUACUCAGGCUGCGGAGCAACGAGUCCAAAAGGUGUCUCCGAAAUAUAUUUGUCCAAAGUGUCGCGACCUUUGUAACUGCUCUAUUUGUAGGAAAGCGAAAGGACUGGAACCGUUAGGCAAACAGCCUUCCCGUCCUAAUGUCCAAACCAAUGGCAAGAAACCGGUCCCCAAUACGAAGCUUUCGACGAAAUCUUCCGUGUCGGCUUUCAGGUCAGACCCAGCUCAACCCGAGCCAUUCACGAAACCUCCAUCCAAACCACUUCCAAAGGUUCGAUGGCAAAGCUUGCCAGUGAACCUCUCUCUUGAAGAAGUUGAAGCUCGUAUGCAAAUCCGCGAAUUUGUACUCCGUUUUGAAAGGACAGUUGGCCGGAAUAUUGGGAAAGGCAAUCUUGAGGAGCUAGAAUGUAUUACAGGGAAUAAUGUCGAAGAUACAACUAAUUGGGUCAGUGAAGGUUGUGUAAAAGCGGUGAUCUUGGGCUUGCUUGGCACACUUGCCGAUGAGGAGGACGGUGCUGCUGCUAGGGUGAUCCAAAAGACCAUGAAAGAGAUUCGUUCGUCAGGUAUCAAUCUGACCAAGAUUUGGACCUUCCUGGCAUCUCUACGGGACUCGUUAUGCGCUCCUGCGAAUGUCAACCAGUCCGUACACAGUGGCAACUCCGAAUCCUCCGAAGGUAGAAUCAUCAUCGAAUUUCCCGACCCACUUCCUCCCACCAAGGGCAUCGUAACCAACUACAAUACUCGAAGUAGCCGCUCCGCCAGCAACAAAGACACUUCGCCCGGAGUUAUUAUCGUGAACUCCUCACAGCUAGUUCCAGUGAUAAUUGGCCUCUUAAACACUGUGGUUGAGUCCCAUACCAUUCGUGAAGAGUUGGAAGAAGGAAUAAAACGCAGUAAAGAGGUGACACGUGAAGUACGCGAAGGAAUAAAGAGGGAACAUGAGAGAUGGGAGCAGCUGAAGCAAAUUCAUGCCACAUUACCCUCCGAGAUUAUUAUCGCGAAAGUCGGGGAGGACCGGCACGCGCACAAGAAGAAUAUACAAGGUUUGGAAAACUCUCUCAAAGUCGUCUUGGUUUCCUGUUUGCCCCGUUUUUCACCACUCGGGACUGACCACGAUGGCCGCGUGUUCUGGGCAAUGUCGCCGGGAAUUCGCGACAGGGAGUUCGCUGCGAGCGUGAUCACCGCAGCGACUGCCGAAUCCUCAAAGCGCAGGAAACCGAUGCGACGCCCCAAAUCCAACGAGGAGAUAGCGUCUUUCAAAUGCUGGUCGUGGUUCGUUGCGGUAUGGGGCCAACGACCUUUGCUAGGCGGGGUCAACGAGACAGAAUCUGACUCGGAUGAAAACAAAGAAGGAUGGUGGGUGUUUUGGGAACCUGAAGAGAUCAGAAAGCUCUCCAGUUGGAUAACCAUUCGGAACGGGCUCGAUGUGAAACCUGGAGAUUGUGAUGGAGCCAGGAGCAAACAGCAGCUUAGAAACCUUGUCAAGAACUUGCAGGAAUAUUCAACCACACUGGAAUGGAGAUGUAACGGAGGGGAAGAAAUGCUCUAG
Marasmius oreades (fairy-ring Marasmius) is the source of this 2038-nucleotide messenger RNA. RefSeq lists its product as uncharacterized. Gene Ontology annotation, cellular component: nucleus. The record is from RefSeq and is a predicted model, not a curated record. Bases 26 to 2038 code for a protein of 670 amino acids. Gene Ontology annotation, biological process: regulation of DNA-templated transcription. NCBI's taxonomy places the organism in Eukaryota, Fungi, Basidiomycota, Agaricomycetes, Agaricales, Marasmiaceae. The transcript has 6 exons.